Messenger RNA from Sclerotinia borealis F-4128, 3957 nucleotides. Lineage: Eukaryota; Fungi; Ascomycota; Leotiomycetes; Helotiales; Sclerotiniaceae. The record is from the annotation of a GenBank genome assembly.
AUGGUUGGACCAUCGAGUAUUCUGGGCACGUCUGUGACAGCUGCCCAGAAAAGUACAUACGCACAACAAUAUGCUGGAAGGACGAGUUUAGAUCAACCGGGAGGUUUGCAGCCGCCAGGUCAAAUUGGCUCGCGAAUGGCAUCGAGCUCAACAGUCCCAUUUGCGCCUCGUGGCUCCUCUCUUGCCCCGUCUCCCGCGCCCGCUCCCGGGAGCUUCAGCUCGACAAUGCGUAGCCAAAUGCCUACGAUGCGGCAAGCCUCGGCGCUCGAUACAAAUGCUUCGAUGAUAAACCUGGAGCGAUUAGACGAAGAUGAUAACAAGAUGCCGGAGAAGAUAUUGUCGAAUUUGCGCGAAACGCUGAGCAGGGAGAUGAAGAUAAAGGAGGGCAGUGAAAAUAUGUUGGAAGCGUUGAAUACGAAGAAAGCAAAGCAGACAAAAGAGCAGAGGCAGAGAGUGGAGGCGGAGCUGAAUAUAUCCAACCAGAAGAUCAGAGAAUUGAGAUUCCAAAUUACAGAAUUACAGAAGCCUAAAGCACCCACUACUCCUACUCGCAAUCGAAUGGAUGCCCUAUUUCAAAGUAAUGGUGUAAGAUCACCUCCAAGUGCUUCUAAAAGUGUGGGGGGCUCAGAAGUAGCAGAUGAGCCUACAGAGUCGCCAACAUAUGCGCUGGCCGAAAUUUUACAAGCUCUUGAGGUGGAAGGUCUCACUCCGGACUACUAUGUUGGUCAUGCAAAUGAUCUGGUUGAGCUUUUCAAGCGCCAUCCUACCUUGAAGUAUGAUCUCGUGUGGUCGGUAUUUGGACUAAGAAUGCAAGUCAUGCUUUUGAGUGGGAGUCGAGAGGUAGUAGCUGCAGGAUAUCGUAUGACAAGAUAUGCAAUUUCUGAUGUCAGCUCCUUACAAAAGAUCCGUAGCCUCCAUACUGAUUAUCUUGUUGUCGUAUCUCUGAUUAAGAAGGGAACUUCUGACGUGGAAAGGGAGCAGGCCUUGAAAUUCAUUCGAGCUUUUCUAGAUGUCAAAGACGGUAUAAAAGAAGUUUCCAGGGCUGUUGUCAGAACUAUAGCAUCAGUUGCAGAUCACGGGGAGGAUCGGCUCAAGGCUAUCUGCAUAGAAACGCUUGCGGAGAUCAUGGUCCGUGAUCCAGGUCUUGUCGUUGCCUCUGGUGGUCUCAGACCUCUUGCGGAUGCCCUAGGUGAUGGUACAUACGACGCUUCUGAGAGCUUGACGGCAGCAUUCUUAUUUCUGCUUGAUUCUCCACAUAGACGCAAGUAUUUACGAUCAGGUUAUGAGCUAGAAAUACUCUUCACUUCUUUCACCGACUCUCUGUUUGUAAAAGAAGAAAUCUUGAAGCAAAACUCAAAGGCUAUUUCAUAUGCUUUGAACUCAUGGCCUGGUCUUAUGACGUUGUCCAUGUACAAUUUCAGAGCUAUCAAAUCAUUAGUAUCAUGCUUAAUGCUACCAAAUCCCAUUGUACGCGAGACUGUCAUAGAUCUGCUCUAUGGAAUCUUGCGCAUCAAGUCCCCUUUCUGGGCAACCUCUUUUCUUGCUGGCAGACGUCUCACUACAUACGGACGAGUUGCAAACCUCAAAACAACACCAACAAAGGCAUCGACGCAGCCAGUGACGGAAGACGAGUCGGGCGAGAAAAGCUUUGUUGACCAUUAUACAGCGCUUUUGCUGGCAGUUUUGAUAGCUUCCGGCAUGGUUGAAGGAUUAUUACAGGUAACUCGAGAUACUGAUAAUGCGAUGCUCAAGCGAAAAACCACUCUACUCAUCGGAGAAGCUCUGAAGCUUGCAAGUCAACUACUGCCUUCAAACUGGAGCACUGAACUCCAAUUACUCCCCGGAUUAUUUGCUGCCGCAUCUCAAUUCGGAACCGAUGAACGAUUCGUGGCCACUAGUACGGUAUAUCAGAUUAGCAGUGUGAGUCGAACAUUGUAUAGAUCAGCUCCAUCCAUCUCGACAACACUUUCGAUCAACCAUAGUCAUGAGAACUUGACCAGCUUGGAAGAUCAACCUAAAAGUAACCCUAAUAUCUCGUUUGACGAGACGACAUUCCGGCAACUAUUAGUUGAAUCGCAAGUCUUAGCCAGCACAAAUCCCAUCAAGUGGAAAUGGGACAUAAUUCUUCGAAUCAUCGAAGGGCCACUGCUGAAUGGGAAGCGUCUUGAUGAAGCCGUCAAAGCAUCGAAAUUCAUCAAAAGAAUCAUGAGUUUCUAUCGGCCAUUUAAGUAUAAAUUCUCUGAAGUGAGAAAUACCAGGAUAAACCAAAAAUAUGUCAAGGUCGGUUGUGCACUCAUGCACACUCUCCUUCAGACCAUGGAAGGUGUCAAAUACUUGGCGGAUAAUAAGCUGCUCAGACAAAUUGCGGAAUGUCUCGCUCAAUGUGACCCGACAAGUGGUCUCACCGCUUCUCAACCAACAUUUUCGAAGGAAAGACUUUCAGAAACGCUCGCAUGCGGCUAUUUUGCCAUGCUUGGAACCUUGAGUGGUGACCCAAAGGGAUUGCAAAUGCUCGAUCGUUGGCGAAUGAUCAACAUGAUGUAUCACAUUAUUGAUCUAAAGCAACGGCCCGAUCUGAUUAAGCUACUGCUAUCGAACUUUGACUAUAAUUUACAGGGACACCCAAGAGUUCUUCUCUCCAAGGCCUUGACCGCAGGAUCUAAGGAGAUUCGUAUACAUGCGACGAAUGUCCUACGCAAAUAUUCCAGUCGGGCUCCAGGAUCCACCGAUUAUAAAUGGGCAAUCGAGCUUCUAGUCACGCAACUGUAUGACCCAGAGGUUGAAGUCUGUGCAACUGCCAUCAAAAUUCUUGAGGAAGCUUGCAAUAGAAAAAGUUAUCUCGAAUUCAUUGUGGAAUGUCGUCCAGCGUUAGACCACUUGGGAGAGAUCGGUGCUCCUCUAUUACUACGUUUUCUUUCGACGUCUAUUGGAUAUCAUUAUUUGGACGGCCUGGAUUACAUCAGUAAUGAAAUGGAUGAUUGGUUCUUGGGCCGAAAUGAUAGUUACGUCGGUGUCAUUGAGGCAAGCUUGGCACGAUCUUUUGUGGAAAUGCCCGAGGAAGCAUCACAUCGGAUGAGUAUGGACGAGGAUAGCUUUGAUACUGAGGUCGAAAAUGACGCCCACGUUCCUCCUCAUUUUUAUAGAGAACUUACUCGCACGAAAGAAGGCUGCAAACUUCUCCAAGAUAAAGGACACUUUGAAGAAUUCGCCUGCACGAUUCGCGAAUAUGGUAUGCUAGCCGAUGAUCCGGAGCUCAUUCUCAAAAUCAAAGGAUGUCUUUGGGCAGUCGGAAAUGUGGGAUCCAUGGAACUCGGCGCACCAUUUCUGGAGGAAUCCGAUGUUGUUGAACAAAUCGUCAAGAUUGCCGAAUCACACCAAAUCAUGAGUUUACGCGGUACUGCAUUCUUCGUCUUGGGACUUAUCUCGAGAAGUGUGCAUGGACUCGAGAUUCUUUCGGAACACGGAUGGGACUCAAACACCACAAACCUAGGGGUUUCUCUCGGCCUCUGUAUCCCCCAGAACCUCGGCAAAUUCCUCUCAUAUCAACCGUGGGAACACAAAACGGUAUCUGAAAUCGUCAUCACCGAAGAAGAAAAGAUGGAAAUCGAAGCCGCGCGCAUAGAUGACGAUGAAACUAAUCAACGCAUCCUAGAACUGGUCGAAAAUCUCGGAAAUAUGAUUCUACAUAAAAAAGCCAUUGGAGAGUUAAUUGCGAUUAAAGAAAACAAAGGAUUUGUCAUUGAACUUUUUGAAAAGAGGGUGUUGAGACUUAUUGUCUUGGAGGAGGAUAGUGAGGAUGAGGCGGUAGAAAUGGGUAGGAACGAGGUGGAGAUGGUAGAGGUAGGAGGUCAACGCGAAGAAGAGCAUGAUAGUGGGAGUGACGGGGUGAGAACGGAACGCCAGAGAAGUGUCACGGAUAUUGCGGCCGUGGCUGAGGCAAACAAUGCUUCGAUAUGA